Messenger RNA from Cylindrotheca closterium, 462 nucleotides. The record is from the annotation of a GenBank genome assembly. Lineage: Eukaryota; Bacillariophyta; Bacillariophyceae; Bacillariales; Bacillariaceae.
AUGGUGAUCGCAACCGAACUUUGCGCUCUUUCGGAGUACAGAAUCUAUCCUGGAAAUGGAAAGCUUAUGAUCCGUCGUGAUGGUAAGCCCAUCUGGCUUGGAACCUCCAAGGCACACAGCCUUACUCUUCAAAGAAAGAAGGCCGCAAAGCUUGUGUGGACUCAAGCCUGGAGACGUCUUCACAAGAAGGGUAUCACAGAGACCACUGCAAAGAAGCGCACUCGUCGUACCAACAAGGUUCAAAGAGCUGUUGUUGGUGCUUCUUUGGAUGACAUUAAGAAAAAGGCUGCCGAGAAAUCUGGAUUCAGAUCUCAACAGCGAGAGGCUGCCCUCAAGGAGGUCAAGGCCCGCAAGACCACCGCCAAGAAGGGUGGAAAGGUACAAGCACCAAAGGGCAGCACAUUCCAAAAGGUUCCUAAGCACAUGGGAGGAAAGGGCAAACGUGGAGGAACUCAACGUUAG